Molecule: messenger RNA, 1190 nt
Organism: Kogia breviceps (pygmy sperm whale)
Lineage: Eukaryota; Metazoa; Chordata; Mammalia; Artiodactyla; Physeteridae
Source: RefSeq, a predicted model, not a curated record
AUGACAGUUUGCAGUGGAAUGAGGGAUGAGGUGGAGGUGACUGAGAAGAGGCUGCAAGAUGUGGAGGACUCUGUCCAGAAGAAGCUUCAUGGCGUGGCCCAUCCUGUCCUCGCCAUAAGGCUGCAUCAGGCGCCAGGGUCCGGGAAGGUUUUCAUUCAGAGAGACUACAGCAGUGGCACCCGCUGCCAGUUCCAGACCAAGUUCCCCACGGAGCUGGAGGACCGGAUUGAUAGGCAACAAUUUGAGGAAACAGUUCGAACUCUAAAUAAUCUUUAUGCAGAAGCAGAGAAGUUUGGGGGCCAGUCCUAUCUUGAAGGCUGCCUGGCUUGUCUAACAGUGUACACCAUCUUCCUGUGCAUGGAAACUCACUACGAGAAGGUUCUGAAGAAAGUCUCCAAAUACAUUCAAGAGCAGAAUGAGAAGAUUUGUGCUCCCCAAGGCCUCCUCCUGACAGAUACCAUCAAGAGAGGACUUCGAAUUAUUGAAAUUACUAUAUAUGAAGACAGAGGCAUGAGCAGUGGAAGAUAAACCAUAGGAUUAAAGGCCCACCUCCAGCUGGGACCCUCAUCUGUCCACCGGCUGACCGCAGAGUGUCCCCCACCUCCUCUCCAGAGCAUCAUUCCUUCGUAUCUGCUGCCAGAGCCACAGUGCCAUUCACUCCAAGGACUGACUUUGUAAAAUUCCACACCUGGAGUGACCUCUAGUCGCUCAGCAUCCACUUUGUGCCUCCAAAUUGUGUAGGACUCUGUAAUCUUUUGAUUAGUUUUUGAGAAAAUGCAAUGAAUCAUUUCACUUUUUUUAUUCAAAGCCAUUAAUAAAAUAUGCAGAUGGUCAGCCCAACACAGUUUAUUUCUUACCUGCCACCAGUGCCAGUGGUUCUCGUCAUUCCUUGGGCUUCAGCAAGUCGUAAACUAGCCAGUGCUCAGUCUUACUCCCCUAAAUUCACAAAACACUUUUCUCCAGGAUUUUGGUGAAGGGUGGGCUGUGUCUGGUUUUGCUAAUGCAUCUCCUAGGUUUCAGAGAAUCACCAGUUUUGCCAUGACUCAAAGCUUAAAGAUCAAGUUCUGCUGUUCAGUUUCUCAAACUGAAACUCAUUGGAAAAAUAAUGUAUAAUGUUACUUGUUUUAUUAUAGCAGUUCCUGAUUAAAGAAGUAUUUAAUGCAAUUUCCAGAUUUUGGUUUUUCGGGUUU